AUGAAUGCCACUGAGGUCGAGCCGUGGAGAACAUGGCCGGACUUCGCUAUAAAGAUUUACUGCCUUCCCUCUUCCGUAACCCUGGCUGAACUCUACGACUCUUUCACGCGGCAUGGCAACAUAUCCACGCUCGAGAUCGAUGAGGAUCGGAAUGGUAACCGAACUGGAUUCGCCCUGGUCCGCUUUGAGCCCCCACCCAAGCUCGACUUCUGGUCCUCGAAGGUUUAUACCAUCAAAUAUGGCGAAGGCAAGAGCGCCCAAGUCACUCUAAGAACGUUCAAGGCUCCUCAUGAGACGUACGACAGUCUGGUCAAGAGCCCCGCCAAUCCCGACAUCUGGUUCAAGUCCAAGAUGUCCCUGCUGGCUGAUCGCAUGGAUUUUGGCUCUCAACUUCAGAAAAACGAGAUGGUGGUGCUCAAAUCUGUCACGGACAAUGUGAGGAUCGACGUCAACCUCAGAAAAAAGAAUAUCACCAUCAAUUUCGACACGUUUACUCGCGACCAAGCAGCGACACAGGCGGCUGGAGAUCAGGGCGACGAAAAAUGCGACAACAAUGACAUCAGUCAUCAUAAAUGCACUGUAGAUUUUGCUCGCCUCACGGAAAUCUUCCGAGUCAACGAAGGGAACGACACGGAAUUGGUAAUGCCGUUAGAGCUUCCCCCGAUGUUCUGGACCAAGGCGAGCAGGAGAAAACGCAACGAGAUGGCGGCGGGAAGGUCUUCUUGGGGCAGCCUGGACCUGUGGGAGCGACGAACUGUCAUACUCGAUGAUGAACAAUUGCCCCGAGAUUUCCCUGUGACUCUGCAGGCCGACUUUGACGACCCGAAUUUCAUCAACAUCGGCCGUUGGACCACUUUCAGAUUCAUCAUUCGGGAUGCCGGAACCGCUAUCGACAAGGUACUAGAGGCACUCCAGGCCUACAACGUUGCAGCCACAGUCUUGGACCACUUUGGAUCUGUGCCUCGGCGCUCUCCUCUGCUAGCAUCGAGAUCCUACAACUUGUCGACCAACCACUCGCUGCUAUCCCUAAGGCCAGCCUCGGAUAAUCUGAAAUUCGAGGUCUACUAUCAGCUAGAAGUCUGCAUCUCUCGCGGUAUUCUCUCGGAGUAUUCCAUCACUCAGACUUUCGUCGAUGAGUUAUGUCGCAUGGACAAUGACCGCGCAAAAUGGAUGCUCGAAUACUUUGCAGAUCAAGGAAGCAGAGUAUGGGAUCCCAUGGAAAUGUUCCAGAACGAAGAGGCCCGUUUCUUCUUUCCUAAUGCCAGUAUGCCAUACUAUUGCACGACUAUCCGUAAGGUCGUCAUCACACCGUCGACUAUAAUUUUGUGCUCGCCAAACGUCGAAUCUUCGAAUAGGGUCCUUCGAAAAUAUAACUCGUAUCAAGAUCGCUUCCUCAGAGUCCAGUUUACGGACGAGCUCUACAGGGGCAGAGUGUACAGUGAUGCCGGCAACGAGAUCUUCAACAGAAUCUACCGCACCCUGAAGCAAGGCAUCAAGAUCGGCAACCGCGUCUACGAGUUCUUGGCCUUUGGAAAUUCACAGAUUCGAGAAUGUGCAGUAUACUUCUUCUGCCCUACUGGCUACAUUACUUGCGACGAUAUUCGGAAAUGGAUGGGCGAGUUCAGUCACAUCAGGAACGUCGCCAAAUAUGCCGCACGCAUCGGUCAAUGCUUCUCGACGACAAGAGAGAUACGAGGAGUCACUGUCCCUCGUAUUGUACAAGAAGAAGACAUUCAACGAGGCGGAUAUUGCUUCAGCGAUGGCGUAGGCAAGAUUUCGAAACUACUGGCGGAGAUGGUCGUCAACGAGAUGGGCCACGAAUCAGUCGGCAUACCGUCUGCUUUCCAAUUCCGUAUGGGUGGUUGCAAAGGCAUGCUAGCUGUCUGGCCUGAAGCCAAGGGCCUCGAAGUGCACAUUAGACCUUCCCAGGAAAAGUUCAGGGCGCAAUUCAACGGGCUGGAAAUCAUCAAGUUUGCGCAAUACUCAGUCGCCACACUGAAUCGACAGACAAUAACCAUUCUCACCACUCUUGGCGUAAAAGGAGAACAUAUAUUGCAGCUCGCCAAACAACAAGUUCGGAAUUAUGAGAAAGCUAUGAAUGACCGAGUGGCGGCUGCAGGCUUACUAGGAAAAUACAUUGACGAGAACAUGACGUCUUUGACAAUCAAGGAUCUCGUCUGCUGGGGUUUCAUGGAUACGGAAGUGCAAGAGCCAUUUGUUCUCACGAUUUUAAAUCUCUGGCGAAUCUGGUCCAUGAAGCUGUUGAAAGAGAAGGCUCGAGUGGUGAUAGAACAGAGCGCUUUUCUUCUCGGAUGCCUCGAUGAAACUGGAACUUUGCGAGGCCACUCCAAAGAAACGGAAGGGAAGACGACACGGAACAUUCAAGACCUUCCCCAGAUCUUCCUACAAAUCCCGCACCCUGACGAUGGCAAGUUUUACUGCGUCACCGGAGUAUGCAUUAUUGGACGCAACCCGUCACUUCACCCGGGAGAUAUUCGUGUCGUAGAAGCGGUUGAUGUUCCCGCUCUUCAUCACCUCAAGAAUGUUGUGGUGUUCCCUAGCGUCGGUGACCGAGAUGUGCCCAGCAUGCUUUCAGGAGGUGACCUCGACGGUGACGACUUCUUCGUUAUCUGGAACCCGGAUCUCAUACCCCAUGAGUGGCACCAGCCCCCAAUGAACUACGUAGCACCAAAGGCCCCAGUGUUGAAGCGUGGGUUCGUUAGAGUAUCAGAUCUGAGAACGUUCUUCGUUCGGUACAUUCAGAAUGACUGCCUGGCCUUGGUUGCAAUUGCGCAUCUAGCCCAGGCCGAUCAAUCUCAAGCGGGAGCAAAAGAUCACAGAUGCCUGAAGUUAGCGGAGCUUCACUCCAAGGCCGUUGACUAUGUCAAGACUGCGGACCCAGCCAACUUGCAUCCGGAUCUUCAGCCCAAGAAAUGGCCUCAUUUUAUGAACCGUAGAAACACCUACUGGUCCUCAAGCACCCUUGGCCAGAUCUAUGACAUGAUCCAAGAACAGGUACUCAACCCUCUUUACGAGAAAAAGUUUGACGGCAGGAUUUUGAAUCGCUUCACUCUCACGGACGAUUUUCUCGAAAAAGCGCGCAAGGUCAAGAACCAGUAUGACACCUCCUUGCGUCGCCUCAUGAGCCAUCGCGACAUCCAAACCGAGUUCGAAGCCUGGACCGGGUUUGUACUGUCAAAACCACGUGUUGGGAGCGACUACAAGCAGCAAGAAGACAUCGGUCAGGAAUCGGCGGCACUCAAGCACAGGUUUCGGGAGAUUUGCUACAAAGAGGCAGGCAGCAGAAACUAUGACGACUUUGCCCCGUUCGUGGCUGCAAUGUACAAAGUCACCGAGGAACAGGUCAAUGCAGCGCUCGCGGCGGAGUGCGAAGACGAGGAACACAAGCGACAAUCGAUGCCCCUGAUCAGCUUCCCAUGGAUCUUCCACUGGACCAUGGGCCGCAUCGCCACCGGACACGUCAAGAUCAAACCCACCGUCGACCCUGAGGCUCAGCCGGUGACGAAAAAGGCCUACCCCAUUCGUCGCGUCGAAGGGGACACGGGGCAGCAGGAGACUCAGCUGGGAGGCGGAAGAGUGGUCCACCGGGGCGAACUGUUGGAGGUGUUCGAGAGCCCCACGAAGGAGGACGACAGUGAGGUCUCACAGCCAUCCGAGCGCGGCGAUGCUACUGGUGGACAGGAGAUACAUGUUGAGGAGGAUAGUGCCAUGGAUGCCAUGGACCGGCUGAUGAGCGGCGCCAUGGGCUAG
Molecule: messenger RNA, 3771 nt
Organism: Colletotrichum spaethianum
Lineage: Eukaryota; Fungi; Ascomycota; Sordariomycetes; Glomerellales; Glomerellaceae
Product: RNA-dependent RNA polymerase 1
Exons: 3
Coding region: 1-3771 (1256 amino acids)
Biological process (GO): siRNA processing
Cellular component (GO): nuclear RNA-directed RNA polymerase complex
Molecular function (GO): RNA binding; RNA-directed RNA polymerase activity
Source: RefSeq, a predicted model, not a curated record